Messenger RNA from Halichondria panicea, 1862 nucleotides. Its product is annotated as digestive cysteine proteinase 1-like. The record is from RefSeq and is a predicted model, not a curated record. The transcript is spliced from 10 exons. Gene Ontology annotation, cellular component: lysosome. Lineage: Eukaryota; Metazoa; Porifera; Demospongiae; Suberitida; Halichondriidae. Gene Ontology annotation, molecular function: cysteine-type endopeptidase activator activity involved in apoptotic process; cysteine-type endopeptidase activity. Gene Ontology annotation, biological process: positive regulation of apoptotic signaling pathway; positive regulation of peptidase activity; immune response. Bases 133 to 1779 code for a protein of 548 amino acids.
CCUAAUGAAGUGCGGCCUGGCACAUAAUUAUGCUGGUCGACUGGAGAGCUAGAGGCAAGGAGAGGCUAUUAUUGUAAUAAGAGGACUUGACAAGAACAGACACUUUCUGCAAACUUUCAGUGCUCUCAAACGAUGUUGAGAGUUCUUUCCCUUCUCCUGCUAGUUCAGCUGUGUGUUGCACAGCAGUUGGAGUGGCCCAAACAGUACACUGCCAAGGGUCAGAUCAUCCUGCCUUAUGGAGACAUUGUGGAACCCUUUACUGCCUAUGUUGACAUGAGUGGCAAGGGAAGGAGCAGGAUAGACUAUUAUGGAGAUACGGCUGUGAUACUCAACCUCGGUGACCAAGGUGACAAUGGAACCAUGUUCAAGAUAAUUCCCGAGACUACUAAAGAGUAUGUCAAUGUGAAGACUUGUGUCCAGCUGCCUGGGAUUAGCGUGGCACCUGUGAACCCCCAGGGUGUCCUCCCAGACAUGUCUAUGUAUAAGUAUGCGGCUGACUUUAUGUACAACGGUGUGAUGUCAGAGGUCUACAUGUCCAAUAACGCUGAGGAAGAGAAGAACAACAACUACACUCUCAUUGUCAGGAAGGAUAAUAAGAAUCCUAUUCUCCUUCGAUUUGUUGGUCUUGAUCGUCUCUUUGGCUCACACUACGAUGAGUACGUGAUCGAAUAUUCUGACUUUCAGACCACCGUGGAUGCUACUGUGUUUGACUACGCCAAGAAGUUCACCUGCAAGUCUCCGAGUAGUGUCGUGUUCCCUAUGACCGAGAACCCAAUGUUUGAAUUUGUGGGGGCGGGUGAAUACGAGGAGAAACAUCGCAGCUACAAGGUGGACUCAGACUUUGAAGAGUUCAAAGGUCAGCACAGUCGCCAGUACGAUAGUGAGGGGGAGGAGGCAAAGAGGAAGACUCACUUUAGACACAACCACAGGUAUAUCCACUCGAUGAAUCGUCGUGACCUCCCCUACAAGCUGAGGGUGAACCACCUGACUGACCUGGCUGACGGGGAGAUCUCUCGUAUGAGGGGCUACAGACACACCCCUAACUCCCCUCGGGGCACACUCUACAAGCCCUCCAUUAGUGACGUCCCACAGUACUACAACUGGAGACUCAGAGGAGCGGUGACCCCAGUCAAGGACCAGGGUAUCUGUGGCAGUUGCUGGAGUUUUGGAACCACUGGUACACUGGAGGGAUCCUACUUCAUUAAGAAUGGGAUGAAAGGACUCCGCCCACUCAGCGAGCAAGCUCUCGUCGAUUGCUCCUGGGGAUACGACAACUUUGGUUGUGACGGAGGCCUCAACGAGAACGCUUACCAGUGGAUUAUAGAUAACGGGUGUCUACCAACAGAGGAGUCGUACGGAGGAGGGAGGUACCUCAUGCAGGACGGGAAAUGUCGGGUCAAUGACACUGGCACGAAAUGCGGAGUACAGAUCUCAAAGUUUUACACCGUGCCCUCAGGCGAUGUGAGUGCCCUGGUGAUGGCUAUUGCAGAGAAUGGGCCCAUUGGAGUUGCCAUUGACGCUAGUCACAAGUCCUUUAGCUUCUAUUCUCAUGGAGUCUACUAUGAACCAGAUUGUGGAAAUAAAUCUGAGAACCUGGACCAUGCCGUCCUUGCCGUGGGUUACGGAACGCUGACCCCUGGUGACCCGGACAGUGAAUACUGGUACGUCAAGAACUCGUGGUCCACUCACUGGGGCAACGAUGGCUACGUGCUCAUGAGCAGGAAGAACAACAACUGUGGGGUCGCCACUGACGCUACCUACGCUGAUGUCAAACUAUAAUUAUGAACCAGCUAUAAUAAUUAUUAGAAAAAUUAUAGUUUUUGUCCUCCUCUGAACUGUUCUCAUGAUUAUGUUUAACUCAA